Auxenochlorella protothecoides is the source of this 543-nucleotide messenger RNA. RefSeq lists its product as hypothetical. Lineage: Eukaryota; Viridiplantae; Chlorophyta; Trebouxiophyceae; Chlorellales; Chlorellaceae. The transcript has a single exon. The record is from RefSeq and is a predicted model, not a curated record. Bases 1 to 543 code for a protein of 180 amino acids.
AUGGAUGCCGGUCUGACCCCAGCCCAGGCAGCCGAUGCCCUGGGCCUCCCGAUGCCAGGCAGCGGCCCCUACACGCCCAACCUCAUCCGGCGCCACUACCUCCGGCGGGCUGUGCGGGUGCACCCCGACAAGUGCAGGGAUCCGGGGGCCGUCCAGGAGUUCCAGCGGCUUAAGGCAGCCCAUGACCUGCUGCUAUCCCGAGCCGUCGGCGAUGCGCAUUCUGCCGCCGAGGCCGCCGCCAGCGCGGACCUGCUUUCCACCUUCCUGCGUGCCAUGACCGGGAAGCUGCGUGACGCCUCGCUGGAGGCCGAGCUUGCCUCCCUCGGGGUGUACCGCCCUCCCGAAGCCUUUGGCGUUGACCUGGCCAUCAGAUUCCAGGGCGCCGAUGGUGGGCGAGGUCCAGAGGAGAGCGCGGAUGCCAAGGCGGCGCUGCGUGAUGUCUUUGCCCAGCAAGGCGUCCCCUGGGAAGAGGAGGAGGGGGGGGCGAAGGCUGGCACGGGCGGUGAUGGGCGCGAGGCAAGCAACGAGGAUGCAGCGUGGUGA